Molecule: messenger RNA, 1800 nt
Organism: Blastomyces dermatitidis ER-3
Lineage: Eukaryota; Fungi; Ascomycota; Eurotiomycetes; Onygenales; Ajellomycetaceae
Exons: 2
Coding region: 688-1215 (175 amino acids)
Source: RefSeq, a predicted model, not a curated record
UUCAGCUGCGGCUGGGGUCGGGACGAUUCAGGAUUUUGAUUCCUGGAUUUCUUUUUAUAUUAUCAAGCCAAAACUUGCCUCAAUAUUUCACCAGUGAUGCGCCAGAGAAUUGGUCAUGAAGCAAGCAUCCCCCCGCAUCCUCGCAAUUGCAAAUGCUCUUGCCGUGGCGUUGGAAGCCGAUAUCCCCUCCUCCCCGCCUAAACUCUGGUUUUGAGUCCUUGAUUCUGAUGUCCCAGGGAAGGAAAGCUUGCAACCAACGCUAGCUCUUUCUCGACGGUUAUUGGUUGGGCCGGCGGCCAGUGGGAGCUUUCCUCUGCCUCCUCUCCUCCUGUUGGAGAACCCGAACAACCAUGCCCGUUGCCCCAAUUUUCGAUGGCGUCCAGCGUGGAUCUAUCUCAUCUGCUGCACUAGCCAAGCCCCUAAACCAGGGUUUUCACGGGCUUGGGAAGGGAGGGCAACGUAAUCAGGAUUCAGCGGGCCCUGGUUAGGGGUUAGACAGUCUGGGCAAUGCUGGGCCUUUCUUUCGUUCUUUCUUAUUGCUUUUUGGUUUUUGGUUGGUUCAACAGAUAGGACUCCGUACUCCGUAUGUAUGGCCGAUACUCAAAAAGUUGCGACUGAAAUACAUCUACGCUGUAAGCACAUUGACAAACGAAAAUGCGGGAUGCACUUUCUGGCUCCUGACAAAUUAUGUAUUUUGUGACUUUAAACAGUCUCGCUGCCCGCUUAUUUCCAAUGGAGAUGAGGUUCGUUUGGUUGGGUUUAUCAUGGACUUGGGCCUGGCGGCUCCAAAAGAUUGAUCCCUUGUCGUUAUUCAGCCUUAUCGAGAUCUCCCAGUGUUUCGUUCGUCGUCGUGGCCAGUUGCUGUUUCCUUCUCGGCUCCGACAGGCUAGCGUUUACUAUGGAAAGCGGCACGUCUUCGUGGGAUUGAGAAGCACUCAUUAUUGGAGCGAUAGCAGGGACACGUUGCUUUGCAUUCUUCUGCUGGGCGAUAAGAGUCAGAAAAGCCAGGAAGCGACAAUCCCAUACCGGGUCGGAUGCAUAUCUCUGUCGCUACGGAGUAGUCGUACAGCAAACAGAGUGACUGCUGCCAACAUAGAUAAUAAUACAAAAAACACGCGCGCGUUCCUGACUUGCAUCAGAGACAAUCUGGCGGUUUUUGAUCGCCCUGUGAUCCGCGCCAGCUUCUUAGACGGAUCUAUCGAAAAAAAAAUAUGAGACAAGAAAUCGAUCGGGCCGAAAAAACGUGGUUGAGAAAGGCUGCUGUGGAGUGUCAAGAAAAGUGAACAGUGCCUGGCGGCAGAUCGCCAGGCGCUUGGCUGAUGAUUUGCGAGGCCCAUUUUGCUAUUCUGAUAAAGAUCCGGGCGAUCAUAUUAACGCGUUCUCUAGAUAUUAUUAUUUCUUUAAGGGAAGCUUUCUGCCGCCUUCGCGGGAAGAACUGUGAGCCUGAAGCUUUUUGAUAAGCUUUCGUAGGGUUUGCAGCCACUCCUUGGAAUGUAAUAGUAGCGGGACGGGGAUAAUGCAACUAUAAUGAUAAUGAGAAUGGUAUUAUUGCGGCACAAUGACGCCAUAUUCCGUCUUCGACUGUGAAUCAAAUAGUUAAUUGUUUGGAAUGAGGAAGCUUCUGUGACCUCGCGGCCCUUUUAUUCUUUGGCAGAAGAAGCAAGAUUCAAACGCCCUACCGUAAUCAAUCAACUAUUUCCAGCUUGCAGGAAUUAGAACAUGGGGGGACCCAGACGUUUCUUCUACAGCAUUGUAGACAGUAUCAGUAUCCUACUUCAUAUGCCCAUGUAGCCCCUAUAC